Anopheles cruzii is the source of this 4423-nucleotide messenger RNA. RefSeq names its product mediator of RNA polymerase II transcription subunit 23 (gene MED23). NCBI's taxonomy places the organism in Eukaryota, Metazoa, Arthropoda, Insecta, Diptera, Culicidae. The transcript is spliced from 7 exons. Gene Ontology annotation, cellular component: mediator complex; transcription regulator complex. The record is from RefSeq and is a predicted model, not a curated record. Gene Ontology annotation, biological process: regulation of transcription by RNA polymerase II; positive regulation of gene expression. Bases 1 to 4368 code for a protein of 1455 amino acids.
AUGUCGUCCGAAUCGAGAAUAGUGAAACUUUUCGAGGAAGUGUUGGAGGACAAAAAUAUUAUACCAAUUUGCGAUGAAGAGGAGCAACGGAAGCGGGCUGAGGAGGGUUUUAAAAAGAUUGGUACACUUUUCGGUGCGAUGACACCGGAGGUGAAAGAAGCCUCGAUCCGCACAUAUCUCGGAUAUGUGGCAUCCGUUAACCACCAGAACCGGGUGCACGCAUAUUUGCAGGUGAUGAAUCGUAUGGUGGCGCUAAACAUCAUACCCGCAAAGCUUCUGUGCGAUCAGCUUAUGGGUUCAGAAAAGCUGACCUACAAGAACCAGUGUUUCUGGAUUGAGGCCUUUCAGCUGGUGCGUAAGGUGAUCGGUGGCGUCGACUACAAGGGUGUACGGGAGAUCAUGAAAUGCUGCAAAGAGAAAGCGCUUUCGUUCCCGGUUAAUGUGAGCGUCAACAUUCUGCCUCAGUUGCACGAGUUGAUCGAACUGAUCGAGCACAUCUUCAAUCGAUCGGCGUGCCUACUGCCGGCAUACUUCAUCAUCAACGAGAUUAAAAAGACCGACUAUCAAAAUAUGCACUGGCGGGUCUCGAAUCUGAUUGCGAACUUUAUCGAAGAAUUUGUUGCGGUCGCCCAGAUGCUCUCCAUCAUUGGCCACUCGUCUAUGCUGCCGAUCGUGGAACACUCAUCCUACGCAGACAACCUGAUAAUACCGUGGAAACUCGACCCGGACACGCUGAAGCUAUCGUUGCGUGGUAAUCUUCCUUAUGACGACGAAUUGCUACAGUGCCAGGCUCGACUGUUACGCUUUGUCCUCCAGCAGCCGUAUUCACGGGACAUGGUGUGUUCAAUGCUGAAUUUCCAGAAGCAGCAAAAGCAGAAAUGUGCGGCACUGGAGGAGCAACUUGUGUGGCUAGUUCUGAACGCGAUGGAAUAUUCGGAAAAGGAAUCACAAACGGUGGCCGGAACAGGCCCAAAUGGCGAGCACGAUGAUGGAGUUUCGAGCCACACGCAAUGGGUUUGGCUACACCUGAGCUCACAGUUGAUCUACUUCGUGUUGUUUCAAUUUGCCACGUUUCAGAACAUCGUGAACACACUCCACGAGAAGCUGGCCGUUCGCAACCUUCGUCGUGGCCGCGAUCAUUUGAUGUGGGUGUUUUUGCAAUACAUUUCGGGCAGCAUCCAAAAGCACUCCAUACUUAACUUCCUGCCAGUGCUGAAGCUGUACGACAUACUGUACCCGGAGAAGGAACCUCUGCCAGUGCCGGACUAUAACAAUCCGUACUGCACGCACCAGAUGGCACCGACCUGCAUCUGGAUUCAUCUGAUGAAGCGUGCGCAAACGGAAAAUUACAAUAUAAACCGGCCGAUACCCAUUGCUUUGAGGUCACAUUUCGAUUAUCUGCAGCAGCUGGCGAUGCCUAGCAAUAAUCCGACGCUGUUCAUGGGGUCCGAGUAUCGCUUUGCUUUGUUGUGCAAUGCCUACUCAACGCAAACUGAUUAUUUCUCACGCCCGAUGCAAGCACUGAUCGACACGAUCCUCGGAAACAGUAAGAAUCCGCAAGCAAACAUGGCCGGUGCUGGUGGCCAACCACUGCCCACGGCACCUCUGUCCAUGCGCGUACUGGACAGUCUGACCAUUCACAGCAAAAUGUCGUUGAUACACAGCAUCGUGAUGCAUAUGAUCAAGCAGGCGCAGAAUAAAAACUCGAUUCCGAACGGAAACAAUAUGGCGCCCGCACUGGUGGAAACCUACUCGCGGUUACUCGUUUAUACGGAGAUUGAAUCGCUCGGUAUCAAGGGUUUUCUUGGUCAACUCCUACCGCAAGUGUUCAAAUCGCAUGCUUGGGGAAUACUGUACACACUGCUAGAAAUGUUCUCCUAUCGGAUGCACCACAUUCACUCUCACUACCGAGUGCAGCUGUUAACCCAUUUGCAUUCGCUGGCUUCCGUACCGCACACGAACCAAAUGCAACUGCAUUCAUGCGUGGAGUCCACUGCCCUUCGGUUGAUCAUAGGUCUCGGGUCGGUGGAGGUGCAAGCUCAGCUUUCACGCUAUGUCAGCGAGCCAAAACCGCCCGGCAAUAUCGUUUCGGCUGAAAGUGAGGAACUAAACCGUGCACUCAUACUUACGCUAGCCCGCUCGAUGCACAUCACGGGCACCGGCAGCGAUCCGCAAUCGAGUGCGUGGUGCAAGGAUCUGUUGCAAAACAUUAUGGCCAACACGCCGCACGCCUGGCCACAGCAUACGUUGUACUGCUUUCCGCAGGUGCUGAAUGAGUUCUUCCUGCAACACGGCAUACCGAAAGAAAGCAAGCAGUUGUUGAAGAAAACGGUCGACGAAGAGUUUCGCAACUGGGCUUCGAUGACGAACGAAAACGAUAUCAUUGCCCAUUUCGGUAUGGCCGUGAAUCCUCCGCUGUUUCUGUGUCUCGUGUUCAAGAUGAUUAUUGAAACGGAUGCAAUCAGUCCGGUAGCUUACAAGAUACUGGAACGCAUCGGUGCCCGCGCCCUGUCCACGCAUCUGCGGAAACUGUGCGAUUACUUGCUUUUCGAAGUAGCCAACUCCGGCGGAGGUGCACACGUUAAUAAAUGUGUCGACACGAUCAACGACAUGAUUUGGAAGUACAACAUCGUGACGAUUGAUCGGUUGGUGUUGUGCUUGAUACUGCGUACGCUCGACGGCAAUGAGGCGCAGGUUAGCUUCUAUAUCAUUCAGCUGCUGCUGCUGAAAACGUCCGAGUUCCGUAAUCGCGUCCAGGAGUUUAUCAGUAUCAAUUCACCGGAGCAUUGGAAACAAAACAACUGGCAUGAACGCCAUCUGGCUUUCCAUCAGAAGUUUCCGGAAAAGUUUGCUCCGGACGAAUCAGUCUCUCACCCAACGCUGCCGGUGUACUUUGGGAAUGUAUGUUUGAGAUUUUUGCCCGUCCUGGACAUCAUUGUGCAUCGGUAUCUGGAGGUACCGACACAAAUGAGCAAAACGCUCGAUGUGAUUCUCGAUCACUUGGGAUCGUUAUACAAGUUUCAUGACCGUCCGAUCACCUAUCUCUAUAACACACUGCACUACUACGAACGAAAGCUUCGCGACCGUCCGGUGCUGAAGAAACGGCUGGUUGGAACGGUGGUUGGUUCGUUGAAGGAUGUACGACCCGACAAUUGGUCGCUCACAGAACCGUACCAGGCGUAUAUGAUGAAUAAGGACACCGAAAAUGUUAACUGGGUGCCAGAAUUGAGUUACUACAUCAAUUUAGUGCGCAGAAUGCAAGACACAAUGGACGGCAAAAACAUCUUUUCAGGUACGGACUGGCGCUUCAACGAGUUCCCGAAUCCACCAGCACACGCUUUGUAUGUCACUUGUGUCGAACUGCUCGGACUUCCGGUCGGUCCGACCGUCGUAGCGAACUGCAUCAUAGAUGUGCUCGUGAAAGGGUACACCGUUGUGCCCACAGGAAUAUUACACAAUUGGAUCAACACAAUCGGUCUGCUCAUGGCGGCAUUGCCCGAAGCGUAUUGGAGCGUUAUUUACGAGCGAAUGCAGGAAGCGCUUGGGUCGAAGGCGAUGAAAGAGUGGGUGUUCCGACAAAGCCCGUUUGAAAUGUUUAACUUCAAGGUGGUGCGUGAAGCGAUGCUCGAUCGCAGCUACGUUACAGUGCUGGCAAUUGCGCACAGCAUUUUCCAUCACUUCGGCAUUGGACAGCUGGCAACCAUUACGGACUCGAUAAAGGAAAAAUUGAAGCCGCUUGUUUACACCGAGUACCAGCUGAUCUACCUAUGCCACGUGGUUGGUCCGUUCUUGAACCGGCUAAGUGUGGAGAGAGCACGGGCCGUCUCGGAUAUUACACUGAUGCUGUACGAGUUGCUCGAGCAGGUGGACAAGUCGCAGCCAACACAACCAUUGCGCUAUAUGGACCCGAUCUGCGAUCUUCUGUACCACAUCAAGUACAUGUUUGUUGGUGAUACAAUGAAAACAGAGCUGGAAGCGAUCAUACGCCGUUUGAGGCCAGCACUGCAGAUGCGUUUACGUUUCAUAACGCGCCUCAACGUGGAAGAAAUCGCUGUUGAUCAAAUAGCCACGGGAAUGGCAACCACUGGUGCUGGUGGUGUGGCAACCGUCGUUGUGGCACCGGGAGUUUCCGGCAGUGCGAUGACAUCAUCUCAACAAUCCACAACAGUGUCCACCGGUGGAGGGUCGACAGGUGCACCGCCAGGGUUAGUACCCUCCGGUGCACCGGGGGCGGCAGGCAUAGCAGUCGCCGCAGCUGCCGCUCAGCAGUCGACAGUCGGGAUGGCUAACCAAAAUACAACAUUGCAGCAACAGCUCCAGCAGCAGCUACAUCAGCAGAUUGGUCAGGGCAUGCAGUCCCAUCACUAAGUUUUCCGUAUAUCUCCAUCACAAGUGAUACAUUUUAAUACUACAAGCACCUAAA